Molecule: messenger RNA, 1281 nt
Organism: Abrus precatorius (Indian licorice)
Lineage: Eukaryota; Viridiplantae; Streptophyta; Magnoliopsida; Fabales; Fabaceae
Product: PHD finger protein ING2
Exons: 7
Coding region: 131-934 (267 amino acids)
Cellular component (GO): nucleus
Source: RefSeq, a predicted model, not a curated record
CCACGCCCAUACGACAGCGUUUGGACUAUUUCAUCUCCCUGCUUCUGAACAACAGAACAAGCAAGCUUCCUUCUAGGGCUCGCAAUCGCAAACCCUAACCCCUCAUCAAUUGCGAUAAUUAUUCUCCCAAAUGGCAAUUGCACGCACCGGAGUCUACGUUGACGACUAUUUAGAGUACGCCAGCACAUUGCCCGCUGAGCUUCAGAGGCUGCUCAACACCGUCCGAGAACUUGAUGAACGAUCCCAAUCUAUGAUAAAUCAGACCAGGCAGCAGACAAAGUACUGUAUGGGAUUCUCAUCACAUGGUUCUAAGAAGGGUAAUCACAAUUAUAAUAACAAUUAUGUGAAUGAGGAUGAUGAUGCUGCUAUGGAGAAAAUGCGAAAAGAAAUUGAGGCAAAUCAGGAUAGUGCAUUGAGUCUAUGUACUGAGAAGGUUUUAUUGGCGCGACAAGCAUAUGACCUGAUUGAUAGCCAUGUAAAACGACUUGAUGAGGAUUUAAACAACUUUGCUGAUGAUUUAAAGCAAGAGGGGAAAAUACCACAAGAUGAACCAGCAAUUCUUCCCCCAAUGCCUAUAGUUCCUAAAGUCGAAAAACGCAGGCCCAUAUAUGUAACUCCUCAAUCAAGAAGACUUGAUUACAGGGAUAGAGAUUGGGAUCGGGAGCGUGAUAGGGACUUUGAGCUAAUGCCUCCACCAGGAAGUCAUAAGAAGGAGUAUGCAACCCCUAUGGAUGUUGAUCAACCCAUUGAUCCAAAUGAACCUACAUACUGUGUUUGUCAUCAGGUAUCUUUUGGAGAUAUGAUUGCUUGUGACAAUGAAAAUUGCCAAGGAGGUGAAUGGUUCCACUAUUCAUGUGUUGGCCUAACACAAGAGACAAGGUUCAAAGGAAAGUGGUAUUGUCCGACUUGCAGAUUACUCCCACAAUGUCAAUGAUCAAUCUAUGGACGAGCUAAACUACUACAUAAAUAGCCGCUAUUGGUACAAUAGGAAUGCUACUUUCUAGUGAAUGCAUAAUUUUGGGGUUGUGUCAUGAUUAAUGGGCUAAGUUUUUGUUGCAUAUCCUCUUUAUACCCUUCCCCCACCCUUCUUAGAAAUUACAUGUGGGGUUCGAAUUAUUCGUCUUCUAUAUUGCUAGGCCAGUUGUAUUUGGCGGAGGCCAAGUCUCAGGCCUUGUAUAAAGUCGUCUUAAAAUUUGCACGAUUCUAGAUUUGAAUUUUGAAGGUUACUUGUAUGUGAAAUGCCGAAGUAUAAGGACGCUAACCGUGCAAGAUAUUAGUUUG